Molecule: messenger RNA, 7716 nt
Organism: Glossina fuscipes
Lineage: Eukaryota; Metazoa; Arthropoda; Insecta; Diptera; Glossinidae
Gene: Mgtor
Product: nucleoprotein TPR
Exons: 6
Coding region: 1-7305 (2434 amino acids)
Biological process (GO): mRNA export from nucleus; protein import into nucleus
Cellular component (GO): nuclear pore
Molecular function (GO): structural constituent of nuclear pore
Source: RefSeq, a predicted model, not a curated record
AUGGAUCACGACGGUCCAUUAGUUUUAUCAAACAUUUUAUCCUCUGAUGAAUUGGAGCAGAUGCCAAUGCUGGCACAAAAAAAACUGACGAAGUAUCUAGAUGACUUUUUUGAUGAAUAUUGCAAAAAUAAAGCGGCUGCGAAUCGUCUACAUGACUAUGAGCAAAAAACUGAAGAUUUGCAAGCUCAAAUUGAAGAUUACGAAGUGAAGUUACAGAAUUUGCAGCAAAAUGUUACUGAGCUGCGUUCGCAAUUGGACACUGUUUCUAGUGAAAGGAUGCAUUUGCUGGAUACUACUAGUACUUGCGAAAAAGAAUUUAACCAGCUACGUAAAGAGAAAAAAGCUUUGAGCGAUGAGCGUGAUCAAUUACUUAAAAUGAUAGAACGUCAGAACAGUGAGUUGGAGCGAUUGCAACAAGAUUUAAAAGGAUAUCAGCAGCAACUGAAGGCAGCUAUUGCUGCGAAAUGCGAAGCUCUUGCCCGCGUUGAUGAAGUCGAAAGUAAAGAAGUUUCAAUAGACUUUAAAGAACGGCGCAUGGAACAGGAACGCGAAAUGUUACACAAACAAGUUCAGGCGCUUACUCAAGAUCUUAACCGAAAUGUGAAUGAAUUACAAAACAUACGACGUGAAAAUACCAUGCAAUCAUUACAUUUAGAAGCCCGUCUCACAGAAAAAAUUGAAGAACUGAAAAUCGCUCAAAACCAAUGCAAUCAAUAUAAAGAGACGAAUGAACGUUUAACCCAAAACGUUCAAGAUUUAUCAAAUAAAAUGUUAUCGCAAAACGAAGAAGCCCAGAAAAUGAUGGACUAUUAUAAGAAAGAACUAGAUGCCAAAGCCAAAUUGGCAGAACUAUACAAAAGUAAUUGUGAUGAUACGGAAUUGGAGCGCACCGAACUAGGGGCAGCCAUAAGUGAAUUGAAACGUAUGUUGGCUGAAGCCAGUGAUCAAUAUGGGGAAUUGGAAACCAAAUUAAAGGCCACGGAGUUGAAACACGAACAAGAAUUGGAGGAAAAAGACAAAAUUAUUGAUUCCCUCAAGAUGGAAUUAGCGCAUGCUAACGACUUGCUCAAGGAAGUCCAGCAUGAGACAGUAGAAAAUGCUAUCUCAAAACUAGCACCCUCAGCAGCUGUUGCUUCACGUUUAAUACGUUGCGACAUGUCAUUGACUGAAUUAUAUUCUCUUUACGUUAAGAGCUCUGAGGAGUUGGAGCUACAAAAACGUGAGAAUUCGCGCAUGAAUUUACAAUUGAAAACAAUUUUAAGCGAACUAAAUGAGAAUGCCCCCAUGGUUAAGAAGCAAGAACUAGAAUAUGAAAAACUAUUGGAAACAAAUAACAUACUCACCCAUCAAUGCGAUGAAUUGAUAUCGAAGAAAGCUGAUAUGGAGGAAAUAUUGGUUGAAGCCCAUGCCAAAAUCAGUCAUAUGGAACGUGAAAAUAGAAAAUUGAAGCAAUCACAAAACGAUCUAAGUCGCCAGGUAUGCUUGCUGCUUAAAGAGGUAGAACAAUUGCGUAUCGGGCUUGCUCCUGAUGGAGGAGUCGGAAAUUCUUCACAAGCCAGUCAAAUGGUUACAACAGACGAAGUGAUAUCUAAAAAAUUAGUUACUUUCAGCAAUAUAGCCGAACUGCAGGAGAACAAUCAGAAGUUGCUAUUAUUGGUACGCGAUCUCAGUUCCAAAUUGGAGGAGGCCGAAGCUUUUAAGCAGGAGAUGGACGAGGCAUCCUAUCAAGAGAAACUGGAAAAUUAUGCUCGCAAAUUCCAAUCUAUGCAAGAUACACUAAAUCAGCAAAAUAAUACUGUAGCCACUUUGGUAUCCAAAUGCGAACGCUAUAAGAAACUUUACUUUGAGUUGCAGAAAAAACUUAAUAAGAAUAUGACUGAAGUUGAUAUCAGCGAUGUGGAAGACGAUACCAUGGGUGAAAAUCAUAACAGUAGCAGUCAUUCUACGGCUGAUAAUAACCAUACCGUCAACAAUAUAAGCCCUAAGCCGUUAACAAAGGAUAGCGAAAAACGUAUACGCGAUUUGGAACAACAAUUGCAGGAUGUUAAGGAUCAGUAUAAGAGCUUAAAAGAGCAAUAUGAGUAUUAUGUGCAAGAAAAGAAAAAUAAUGAAAAAAUACUUAACGAACAGUUCGAUUCUAUGCGAACCGAAGUGCGUGAUUUAACCUCUACCAAUUGCCGACUUAUGUCUUCCCUCGAAUAUAAUAAAGAGCAAAUAAAAUUGCAGCAGAAAAAUAUUGCGACUUAUAAGCAGCAAAUUAGCACUUUGGAAGAUCGUACUAAAAACUAUGAAAACACUAUCGUUAAGCAUGAACAGACCAUACUUUAUCUGAAGGAUGAAACGAUUAAAGCUUCUAGAGGACAUUCCGCAGCCGAAUCUGAAGCCGAUCAUUUGCGUGAUGAAAAUCGUAUGCUUAAAGACACUAUCGGACGGUUACAAGCAGAAAAAGAGUCUCAUCAUCGUGACCAACAAAAUCAAGCAUUAUUGCUAAACAAUCUUGAAUUUAUUAAAUCAAAUUUGGAACGCUCGGAAACGGAAGGCCGUGUUAGACUCGAGAAACGCUUAGAUGAAACUGUUCGUGAACUCUCUGCUCAGCGAAGACGUUUCCAAGAAGAAGAAGAUCGUUUUCGCGAAACUGUUAACGAUCUUAAGCGUCAAUCAGAAUCCGCUAAAAAACUAAUGCUUGAAGAGAAGGAGCAAAGCGACAAAUUGCGACAAGAAUUAUUAGCUUUAAGAGACGAUUUAACUGCUAAGACGCAGCAGAUUGAUGAAUUAAGCCGUAAAUUGCAAGAGAGCCUAACACCUUCGAAAAAUGAUAAUCCAAUUGUUUUGGCAAAUAAAAAAGCUCGCGAACUAGAGGUGAAAUAUGAAAAUGCAAAAAUUGAAAUUGAAUCGCUAACCAGUGAGUUGAUGAAAGCUCGUCAACAUAGCGAACAAUAUUAUAAAAUGUCGCAAAGUGCAGAGACAGAAAUAAAAAAUCUUCACGAAGUACACACGAGUUUUGUCAACAAAGCCGAGACGGAACUUAAAGAUUUACGCACGAAAGAAUUGAACAUGAAAUCCCGUAUAACCGAACUUGAGUCCGAGUUGCAAUUGGCAACGGUAACAGAAACGACAAACGGUUCUCAACCGAAUCAAUUGAAAAAAGCCCAAGAGGAACUCAAGGAUGCCCUCUUGAAGUUAAGUGAGUGCAAUCGUAAUUUACGUUCGUUACGUUCUGAGAACUCUGAACUAUCGGAAUCAUUGAGUGCCGUGGAAGCCAAAUAUGCAAAUGAAAUGAUAUUACAUUCUGCAGAUUUGCAAGAGUUGACUAAAAUUAAAGCGGAACUUGUUAAGGUUCAAGGAAAAAUUAGUUCGAUCACCACCGAACGUGAUAAUGCAAAGACUGCUCUUGAAGAUGUUAAACGAUCCAACGAGGAGUCUACAAAAAUGUUGCGUCAAGAAAAAGAAGAGUUUGAGAAACGUAUCGGGGAUAUGGAUUCGCUUAUUACUAACUUACAUAAUCAAAUUGAAGCUUUAACAACGAAGCUGGGAACAUUAAGCCAAUCGCAAAUUUCAGACGUCAACGUGAUAAUGGACACGUCUACAGGUGAACUAAGUCGAUCCCUCGUUGAAGGCGAGGCUGAGAGCAAGAACAAUGAUCAACUUUUACAAAUAAUUAAAUUCACACGUAAAGAGAAAGAUCUUGCAAUUGCAAAAUUGGACAUUUUAAAGGCGGAGAAUACCCGUCUUCAGUCCGAGUAUAUGAUAUUGCAGAAGAAGAACGAUGAGAUGCAAGAUUUCCUUAAUCAUGAAAGGGCUAAAUCUGAUACAAACCUUGUGUCCGCGUCGAAGCACGAGGAAAUUUUACGUAAGAUAGAGACCUUGAACGCCAUCACCGAUAGUAAUCGAGUGCUGCGUGAAGAACGUAACUCUUUGUCGAAACGUGUAGCCGAGUUAAAUGAACGCAUUAGUUCAUUAGAAGAGGAACUAUUUCCGUUGCAAAAUCAAAAUCGUGAACUAAGCACAAAAAUCGAUAUGCUUACCUCGGAGAACUCAUCAUUACGAACCGAGGCAAUAUUCUAUCGUCAGCGUGCUAACGAUUUGGUGGCAAAGAGCAAUAAAAAUCCAGAAGAAUUUAAACGUUUACAGUCCGAGCGCGAGAAUUUGGCGAAAAUGUUGACCGCAGAAAAAGAACAAAUUAAGCGAAUCGAAGAUGAAUUGCAAUCAGUAAAAGGUGAAAAGACUCGCUUAGAGAAUGAAAUAACUAAUCUUGAAAAGCAAUUGCAAAUACUAAGUGAGGAGAAGAAGUCAUUGAACGCGGAUAUGACAACAAUGAAACAAACCAAUUCACGUUUAAUGCAAGAGGUGAUGGAAUUAAAGAAUAAAAUUCUACAAAGGGAGGAAUCUUCGCAAAGGACCGCCGAGGAAUUCAAAACUGUGGAGUUGCAGUUGCAGGAUUCGAAAAACAAAGAGUUACAAAUACGUAAGAUAGCUAAACGCUACAAAGAUUUAUACUUGGAAGCAACUAAAAAGCCAGUGGGUGCUGAAGGUGCUACCAACGCUGUCACCCCUAACGCUACCCAAGAUAGCAUCAAAUUAGGCAAUAGUACGGAAGGAAGUUCGGUCAAUCAAAAUGAAUUGGACCAACAGCGCGGUACCAUUGAUAGCCUAAAUAAUGUAAUACGUACCAUGCAAGAGGAGAACGAAAAGAUACGCAAGGAUUAUGAAGAAUUGAAGGCGUCUGUGGAAAUUGACGAACGCACUAAGGCGUUACUGCGUGAAGCAAAGACUCACAUUGUUAGUUUAACUGAAUCGCGAAAUAUCGUUAACCACGAGUUAACUACUUUGAAGAACAAGUUCUUGCAAAAUACUGAAGCUCAUGAAGCUACUUUAAAUGAAGUGAAGCACAACUAUGAGGAAACCUUGGAACGACUAGAGCGCGAACUUGUUGAACAAAGUAAUCGAAACAAAGAGGAUAUAGCCCGAUUGCAACGUGAAAAUGAAUCUUUGCUUAUGCGAAUCAAUCAGCUUCAACGUCAACUCGGAUUGCAACAAUCAGCUAAACCUUCCACCAGUUCGGUCGCAAUUUCAGAGAAAGGCGUCAUUUUGGAUUCAUCGCCGCGCACAGCUAACGUUAAACCUAUGUCAGGCUCAACAUCGGCUCAGCAAUCGACCACAGGAACACCGCGACCUCCCCUGGCCAGCAUACGUCCUAUAUCGGUACAAAACACAAGAACAGCAGCAAUUUUGCCAACCAGCCAGCAAAGCACUACUGGUAGCGGUGCCGGGGCAGGAACGUCAGCUUCUACUUCAUCAGCUUCAACUUCAACCUCGAACACUCCAUCCUCUGCCGGUGGGAGCAGCAACACCGCUCUAGUACCUCCCCAGCAACAGGUUCAUACUACGGGCAGUAGCUCUUCCCUGGAAACCAUGUCAUCAUCGCCAACUUCGUCACAUACCGACUAUAUGCCCUCAACCAGCAGCUCAUCGUCAGUAGCAGUUGCCACCAUACCACCAAUGGGCACCACUUCAGCGGCCGAAAGCUCCCAAGAGGCAGAAAGUAUACAGCAACCACAGCAAAAUGAGCCACAAGCUCAUGUUAGCGGCGGAAGUGGAAGUCAAGUUCAAGUUGUCGCUUUAGUCUCGCCACGUGUUGAAGGCUCCUCCGCACAAACUGCCGCUUCUCCAAACGUUCAACUUAUUCAGGACCCUGGUAACCAGCAACCCAGCACAUCUAAUUCAAGCGGUUGCAGUUCUCAUGUUACUGUCAGCAGUCACAGUCGUCAUACUCCUUCCAGUAGCAACGUAACCACUACCCAAGCGGGUUCAUCAGCCGGUCAUAAGCGUCCUAGAGAAUUAGAGGGAGAUUCUUCGACAAGUGUUGAAGAGCAAAGCAAAUCUAUCUCCAGCAAACAUCCGAAACGUUUACGCACUCAAAUGCACGGUUCCGAAACAUCACUGUUAACCGUUGGAGUAACUGAUUCUGGUAUAGAUGUGGAUCAAAUGCCGACCUCUUCACAAAGAGACCAAGAAGAUGAUGUGGUAGUUGUGGAUUCAGAAGACGACGAUGGCAUGACUGAAGCGGAAGCUGAUGAUGGUGGGCCCACCGACGGUGAUGGUGAACACGAAGUAUACGAAGAUUCCUACGAUCAAGACCAGGACAUGGAUGAAAAUGAAUGUCCCGAAAUAAAUGAAAGUAAUAUGCGUGCCGAUGUAGGCGACAACGAUAAUAAUGAGGUUUACGUGGACGAAGGCAAUGAGAACCAAGUUCAAUGUACUUCAGCUAGUACGGCGCAAAUUGAUACUGAUGCGUAUGCAACAGGCGCAAGUACAAGUGCUGCUGCGGCUGCUGCUUUAGCUAAAGUUCAUAGUUUAGAACAGGAUAAUCAACAAAGUCAGGCUAUUAGCAGUGGCAGCGGUGAAUCGCCUAAUUGGAAACAAAGUUCAACUUCGUUAAAGCGACAACAAAAAGCCACGCUAAUGAUGUUGCAACAAGGGGCGCAACAGGGAGAACAUGAUAACACUGACGCAAGCUCUGUUAGGCGAUCGGAGAACACCGAUAUUGUCAGUUCGCCACAGGAUUCGAAAUGCACUCACAGCUCGGAAACAACAUCAACAAACGCUCAACAAUCUGACGAAAAUUCCACAAGCAAUGCGCAGGAAAAUCAAGCUAGUGCUGCCAAUGAAAACACUAACGCGAACAAUGAAUUCAUAAACGAAGAUUAUGAAAAGAAGAAAAGCGGUAGCGCUAAGGAGGAGGCUAUCCCUUUAGAGGAAAGCCAGAAAAACAGCGGAGACGGUGAAGAGACGGGCGAAACUGAUGAAGACUUUAAUGAGGAAACGGGCGCUUCUGGCGACUUAUCCGAAAACGCUGACAGUGAAAACGUGGGCGGAGCUACACAAUCCGAAAUGCAAGAUAUACAACAGAGCCAAGUUGAACCUACUUCGGAGGAGAAUGAAGGAACCGAUGGUGUGUCUUCCGAAGGAGAAAAGCAAACUGUGGAAGAAGUAGAGGAGGAAGGGCGUGAAGCAGAAGCUACCACUUCACCAUCAAUUAAUACUAGAUCGAAAACCACGAAAGGUUUAACGGCCACUAGAAAACCGCCGCGAGGUUUGCAACGCGGUGGCCCCGGUAGACCUACACCUAUUGUAUGGCAUGAAUCGCCAGGCACAUCUCGCACCGCUUCACCAAGUCAACGGGGUGGCGUUCAUCAAGACUCUAUCGGCAAUCCAUUGCGUACUGGUUUUAGUAAUCCGCGAGGUCAGCGCGCACGCCGUAUACGUCGACCAGCUGGCAAUUUUACUAAUAUGCGUUAUUCCUAAACACUUGAAAAUAGUCAUCAGUAAUAAUUAAUGUUUUCUUUCUGCUAGUAGUGUUGCAUACGAUUAUACAUAUACGUAAAACAUUUAUUGAAGUAUCAAAGGAAGAAAAAAGAAAAGAAGAUUGGAUUGGAAUACACAGCCGGAGAAACUUUCGUAUUUUCGAUCUUUUAAUUACUCACUUUUUCAAAUUUUUUUAUACAAAUUCGGAAUUCGGAAAUGAAUGUUUUUACUAUGCAAACUUUUCUGAGAAUUUAUUCUCAGAGUAGUCUGUGCAUGCAAGCGCGUCGUUUUUAAGUUAUCUUUAAACAUAUUCAUUAUAAUUCAUCAUCGAAUUCAUAUUAUCACAAUUUUGCAACAUACAUAUGUAUGCCUAAAUACUUAUUAUAAUAAUAAAACAAAAACAAAAAAAAA